Messenger RNA from Ostrea edulis (European flat oyster), 661 nucleotides. RefSeq lists its product as uncharacterized. The transcript is spliced from 3 exons. Bases 1 to 468 code for a protein of 155 amino acids. The record is from RefSeq and is a predicted model, not a curated record. Lineage: Eukaryota; Metazoa; Mollusca; Bivalvia; Ostreida; Ostreidae.
AUGUGCAAGCAUGACCCUUUAACAGGAGAAGAAACAGGGGACAAGGAGUUCCUAAUAAAAGGCAAAGCACUGCUUGAAAGUUUCCACAACCACAUGCUGAUGUACAGUUCUAAGAGGUUCGCAUACACACCUCCUGUCUACAGAGCAAGGAGUCUUUUGGCAGUACUCGACUAUAAUGAAAAUGUUGAACGAGAGUCACUUGUCAACAAAGAUGGCACUGUCAGGAUGCAGAGGACUUUCAAUAAAAAGUCAGGUAGAUGGACCGUGUAUGCAGUUAAAGAGAAGAAGAAAUACACACAUGUGUUGUCCCUUUUUAGAAUUGUCCUACAGAGACGCAUAGAGGAUAGAGAAGGGCUUCAGGGAAGAAUGGUUCUAGAAGUGGGAGAUCCGAGGCGGAUAUCCAAAACAAUUGCCCCCGUCUUACCAUCAAGAACGGAAGAGAAGAAAUCCCGAUUUAAAGACUCAUAACUGGACAUUUAUAUGAUUGGUCUAUUGGCAUGAUUCACCUGGUUGUAGCUCAAUUUAGUUGAAAUAUUAGUAGAACUUGAGCAGUGCAGUGGUGAAGUGUUUGACACCAAUCUUGCAGUAUGUACAUGUAUGUUAAUAUUUUAUUAAAUCCACUAUUCCAACAUCUGAUAUUUAGAUAAAUUUUAAACAAGUU